This is a messenger RNA of Brachypodium distachyon (stiff brome), 2103 nucleotides long. Its product is annotated as threonine synthase, chloroplastic. Gene Ontology annotation, molecular function: threonine synthase activity. The transcript has a single exon. Gene Ontology annotation, cellular component: cytoplasm. The coding region runs from base 277 to 1869 and encodes 530 amino acids. The record is from RefSeq and is a predicted model, not a curated record. Gene Ontology annotation, biological process: L-cysteine biosynthetic process. Lineage: Eukaryota; Viridiplantae; Streptophyta; Magnoliopsida; Poales; Poaceae.
GAGACAGAGAGAGCACGUCAAGCCGCGACGUGGCCCCUGAGACGGCUGAAUUCUAGUAACUGCUACGAUUCCAGAAAUGAAUCCAAAAUCUGAACAGCUACGCCGCGCACGAUCUACGCGUCCCUACCUGUCAGCGUCCGACUGCCCAACCAAUUAACUUUCCAGAUCGACCGACCAAGCCUCUCAAAAGCCUAAAACCUCUGACCACGUCAUCCGUCUCCUCCCUAAUCCCCCCUCUGUUCCUCCGCCCCGCCGCCAAACUUCCCCCGCCGCACCAUGGCGACGGCUGCCGCCACCACCACCUCCUCACUCUCCCUCCUCUUCGCCCACCCGCACUCCAACCGCUCUUCCGCCCCUCAGCGCUUCGACAGGUCCCACCUCCGCCUCCCGCCGCGUGCUGCGCCACAUCGCGCGCGCUGCGCCUCCGACGCAUCCACGACUGCCACGAAGCCCCGCCGCCCCGCGGAGGAGAACAUCAGGGAGGAGGCCGCGCGCCUCCGCGGCCCCUCCAACAACUUCUCGGCGUGGUACGAGCCGUUCCCCCCGACCUCCGAUGGCGACCCCAACGAGCGCUACUCGCUCGACGAGGUCGUCUACCGCUCCAGCACCGGCGGCCUCCUCGACGUCCGCCACGACAUGGAGGCACUCGCGCGCUUCCCGGGCUCCUACUGGCGCGACCUCUUCGACUCCCGCGUCGGCCGCACCACCUGGCCCUACGGCUCCGGGGUCUGGUCCAAGAAGGAAUUCGUGCUCCCGGAGAUUGACUCGGACCACAUCGUCUCCCUCUUCGAGGGCAACACCAACCUCUUCUGGGCGGAGCGCCUCGGCCGGGAGUACCUCGGCGGGAUGAACGACCUCUGGGUCAAGCAGUGCGGCACCUCCCACACGGGCUCCUUCAAGGACCUCGGCAUGACGGUGCUCGUCAGCCAGGUCAACCGCCUCCGCCGAGCUCCGCUCUCGCGCCCCAUCAACGGCGUAGGGUGCGCGUCCACGGGUGACACCUCGGCCGCUCUCUCCGCGUACUGCGCUGCCGCCGGCAUCCCGGCCAUCGUCUUUCUCCCUGCCGACCGCAUCUCGCUACAGCAGCUUAUCCAGCCGAUCGCCAACGGCGCGACAGUGCUAUCCCUUGACACCGAUUUCGAUGGAUGUAUGCGGUUAAUUAGGGAAGUGACAGCUGAGCUACCCAUAUACCUUGCCAACUCACUCAACUCGCUUCGACUUGAGGGGCAGAAGACUGCAGCCAUCGAGAUAUUGCAACAGUUUAAUUGGCAGGUGCCGGACUGGGUCAUUGUUCCAGGAGGCAAUCUUGGGAACAUUUAUGCUUUCUACAAGGGGUUUGAGAUGUGCCGUACUCUUGGGCUAGUUGAUCGUGUUCCACGGCUUGUCUGUGCACAGGCUGCAAACGCAAAUCCAUUGUACCGGUACUACAAGUCUGGGUGGACUGACUUCCAGUCACUUGUUGCUGAAACUACAUUUGCAUCUGCCAUACAGAUUGGUGAUCCAGUAUCUGUUGAUCGUGCGGUUGUUGCGCUCAAGGCAACUGAUGGUAUUGUCGAAGAAGCUACAGAGGAGGAACUCAUGGAUGCAAUGGCGCUUGCUGACCUCACUGGGAUGUUUGCUUGCCCACACACAGGGGUUGCACUUUCUGCUCUGUUCAAGCUCCGGGGCCAGGGCAUAAUUGGUCCUAAUGAUCGUACCGUGGUCGUUAGUACAGCCCAUGGGCUGAAGUUCACACAGUCAAAGAUCGAUUACCAUGAUAAGAACAUCAAAGACAUGUUGUGCCAGUAUGCCAAUCCACCAGUCAGUGUGAAGGCUGACUUCGGUUCUGUCAUGGAUGUUCUCCAGAAGAAGCUCAAUGGUAAGAUCUGAGCUUACCUUUAGUUAACCUCAACAGUUCCUUUCUUGUUUAUCACCACAGCGGACUGUAUUUUGGCAUCUUAAUCAACUGCAGUUGGUGAUGAUAGUAUGGUGCGAUCAUCUUUAUUUUGCAGUACUAGGUUCUUGAGGCUCUUCUAAUUAUAGGCAAAAGUGGAUAGAGCUUUCCUUGUACUUUAUCUGUAUCUUGUAAUAUCAAUAAUAAAUUACGGUCUUAUGGUUGAAUAA